Messenger RNA from Xylona heveae TC161, 1182 nucleotides. Its product is annotated as aspartic protease pepA. Gene Ontology annotation, molecular function: aspartic-type endopeptidase activity. The coding region runs from base 1 to 1182 and encodes 393 amino acids. The transcript has 5 exons. Gene Ontology annotation, biological process: proteolysis. NCBI's taxonomy places the organism in Eukaryota, Fungi, Ascomycota, Xylonomycetes, Xylonales, Xylonaceae. The record is from RefSeq and is a predicted model, not a curated record.
AUGCGUUACACCGACUACCUCGCCGUGCUCGCCACGAUUGCUUCUUUGGCUUCUGCCACUCCAAUUGAGAAGCGUGAUGGCAAGACUUUCAGCUUCUUCCAGUCUGUCAGCCGCCAGGUGCAGAAGAAUGGUCCUGUUGCUCUGGCUGGGGUCUACCAGAAGUACAACAAGACUGUCCCGGAAAAUGUGGCCGCUGCUGCUUCCAAUGACGGAUCUGCUACUGCUACACCUGAGAGCUACGAUGAAAGCUACCUUGUCCCCGUUACCAUUGGAGGCCAGACUUUGAACCUUGACUUUGACACUGGCUCUGCUGACCUUUGGGUCUUCUCUUCCGAGCUCCCCAGUUCUGAGCAGGCUGGCCACACCGUCUACAACCCCUCCAAGUCGUCAACCGCCAAGGUCAAGAGCGGCUACACCUGGUCCAUCUCCUACGGUGAUGGCAGCUCCGCCAGCGGUAAUGUUUACACUGACACCGUCAAUGUCGGUGGCACCGUUGUCUCUGGCCAGGCUGUUGAGCUUGCCAAGAAGGUCAGCUCCGAGUUCGUCCAGGAUACUCAAAAUGAUGGUCUGCUCGGUCUUGCUUUCAGCAGCAUCAACACUGUCCAACCUCAGCAGCAGAACACUUUCUUCGCCAACGCUGCGCCCUCCUUGAACUCGCCCCUCUUCACUGCUGACCUGAAGCACGAUGCUCCUGGCAGCUACGACUUUGGCUACAUUGACAGCAGCAAGUACACUGGCUCUAUCACUUACACCUCGGUCGACAAUAGCCAGGGUUUCUGGCAGAUUACCGCCUCUGGCUAUGGUGUUGGCAGCUCUUACACCUCAAGCUCCUUCACCGGUAUUGCUGACACUGGUACCACUCUUCUCCUGCUCCCCGACAACGUUGUGUCUGCCUACUACGCCGAGGUCUCUGGUGCUCAGUAUGACAACUCCCAGGGUGGUUACACUUUCCCUUGCUCGGCUUCUCUCCCCAGCUUCACUCUCGGCAUUGGCGGCUACAAGUCUGUUGUUCCUGGCAGCUACAUCAACUACGCUCCUGUCUCUGGAAGCACUUGCUUCGGUGGUAUCCAGUCUGACGACGGCAUUGGCUUCUCCAUCUUUGGUGACAUCUGGCUCAAGUCUCAGUUUAUUGUCUUCAGCCAAUCGGGCCCUCAGCUUGGUGUCGCUGCCAAGAACCUGUAA